AUGGACCUACUGUUUGUGCUGCUCCGUGGGCUGCGGAUGGCCCUGGACCUGCUAGUGCUGUUGCUGGAUGUGAACUUCUUCCUCGUGUCGUCGCUGGUGUCGGCGCUGCUGUGGCUGCUCGCCGCGGCCUGCAGCCUCCCUGCCGCCACCGCCGCCGGCGCCCUGGCCUGCUGGGACGGGCUGCUCCUCUCGCUGCUUUCCCUGGCCCGGGCGGCCGGCUCCCUGGCGCUGGGCGCUGCGCAGGGGCUGGCCGGCCUGUUGCGCGGCUGCUGCUGCGGCGGCCUGGAGGGGCUCAAAGUGGCCGGGCACCUCCUGUCGCACCUGGCGCUGCGAGGCAGGGAGCUGCUGCACCGCGAGCUCUGCGGGCUGCUGGGCUGCGGCCAGGCCCUGGCCAGGCAGGUCGGAGAGGGCCUGGCGAUCGGCACCAGUCUGCUGGCUUACCUCAUCAACAGCCUCGUCAACGUGUGCCUCAUCGGCACGCAGAACCUCUUCACCCUGGUCGCAGCCCUGUGGGACUCGGUCGCCAGCCCCUUCCUCAGAGUCACAGACCUGCUGGCUGCGUUCCUCGCCCACGUCUCCAGCGGUGCCAUCGCUGUGUCCAUCCUGCUGUGGUCACCUUGCCAGCUGGCCUUCGAGCUCCUGGCCUCCAUUGCCGAGCUCUUCAUCAGCAUCUUCUUUGUGAAUAUUUACGGCCUGGGCUUGCUCCUCUUGAUCAUUGUGGUCAGCAGCUUUGUCUUCAACCCUGGACUGCUGUGGACGCUGGCAGGCUACAUGCUGAGCUACUUCAACACUCUGCCUUCCUACCACCGCCUGCAGAGGGAUGUGUGGCGUCUCUAUCAGGUGGCAGUCCUGACGCUGGGCAUGGCCAUGACCUCGCAGGCUUGGCGCAGGUUGGUGGACUGGAGUCUGCAGGUGACCGACUGGAGCCUGCAGGUGACCAACUGGAGCCGGGGAGGCAGAACCACAAACCAGGAAAGCAACCAGCGAGGGGCACCUGUGCUGGCACCCAGACCUGCUGCCCCCAGCAGGCUGGCACUGGCAGGGAUUGGCCAGCUGCCAGCUGAGCAUGAGGACCCUCUGGAUGCUGAGCAGGUGCCACAAGCACGUCCUGCUUUGAGCCGAAGUGCCAUGGCAGGACAGCGUCUCCAGCUGCCCAGGGAGGAGCCAAACACCUCCAGGGGGAAAGGUCCAGGGAGGCAGCAGCUGAAUGCAGCAGCUGCGGAUGCUGAGGGCACUCCGGAUAACGACCCCUGGAUGCUCCUGAAGGAACAAGAGGAACGUAAGAAAUGUGUCAUCUGUCAAGACCAAACCAAGACAGUCCUGCUUCUGCCCUGCAGGCACCUGUGCCUGUGCCAGGAGUGCACAGAAGUCCUUCUGCAGCAGGCCAUCUACCAGCGCAACUGUCCCCUGUGCCGCCAGAUGAUCCUCCAGACACUCAAUGUCUAUUUGUGA
Indicator indicator is the source of this 1452-nucleotide messenger RNA. RefSeq names its product ring finger protein 26 (gene RNF26). Gene Ontology annotation, molecular function: ubiquitin protein ligase activity. Gene Ontology annotation, biological process: ubiquitin-dependent protein catabolic process; protein ubiquitination. The record is from RefSeq and is a predicted model, not a curated record. Lineage: Eukaryota; Metazoa; Chordata; Aves; Piciformes; Indicatoridae. The transcript has a single exon. The coding region runs from base 1 to 1452 and encodes 483 amino acids.